This is a messenger RNA of Meloidogyne enterolobii, 1665 nucleotides long. The record is from the annotation of a GenBank genome assembly. NCBI's taxonomy places the organism in Eukaryota, Metazoa, Nematoda, Chromadorea, Rhabditida, Meloidogynidae.
AUGGUUCGUCGACGACUUCAAGAAGGACAGGAUUUAAAUAAUGACAACAAAAAUAAUGCCUCAGACAAAACUAAAGAAGAACAAGUUCGAGAAUUAUUAGACGAAGAAAAACAACAUGAAGGUCUUGCACAAGAAUUGCUUAGAUUAACUGGAAGUUUGAAACAUAAUUUUACAACUGCUGGUUCUGUGCUUAAAGAGGAUAAUGCGGCUCUCGAUGUUAUGCACAGAAUUGCUUCGAGCAACAAAGAAAAUUUAGUUCGUGAAAGUGGCCGUUUGGAGCAUCAUGCUUACAAAUCCUGUUUUAAUUUUAUGAUGAUUUUGAUUGUUAUUUUUGUGAUAUGGUCCUUUAUUGCGAUGAUUGUUGUUAUGAGAGUAUUUCCUAAAGUUUUCAAUGGCUACAUCAACAAUUUAUUUCCAGAGCCUGUAACCCAAAUGCCUGUCAAUGUUGAGUUCACAGUUAGGGACACACUUUCCAACUUUAAAAGUAUUCGAAUAUUUCUUUCUGGCGCAGACCCAGCUGAAAUUAUUAAACUAGCACUUGAAAGAUGUGAAUUAAGCACAGCCCAUUUGCCUGUACGAGACAACCUUUCACAAAACCAAAAAAUAGGCACCAAAACGGCUCAACAAAAUUUUGCUCUAGGAUUAGACGAAAUUUGGAAGAAUUUACAGGAAAAUGAACGUUUAAGACAAAAACGUUUUUAUGCUGUUAAUUUAUUAAAAGAAUUAUCAAAAAAUCGAGAAUUGGCAAUGCAAAGAAGGGACGGACAUAAAGUUAUGGUUGAAAUAAUUGAGGACAAUAUUGAUGAGAUUAAAAGGAAAACUGGUUUAACUCAGAUCCUUUGGUCUAUAAAUUGGGAACUUACUUUUAUGCGUCGUUGCCUUAUUAAUGUUCUUGAAAUGAUCAACCAUGCAGACAAGCAUUCGAAGGAUUUUAUUAUUUAUUCUUUAAAUGGCAGACAAUUAACUUUUGGACGUGGUUCUCAUAUUUGUUGUAAUGGGUCUUUACAGUUUGGUGCUGAUGACGCUAUUGGCGCUUGGCAAAAAAUUUGUAUAGAAUCCACAAAAUUUCUAACAUUUGAAGUCCAAAAUCUUGAAAGACUUGUUCAACGAGUUGCUGAACUUUUGGGAGGAAUAAAUUUAUUAGUUCAACCUCAUGAUGGUUUACUUCAAACAAUUAAGAACGUGAAACUUUUUAUUGCAAGAAUUUGUUCACAACCUCCAUCUGAACUUUCUAAAAUUACUUCUCUUCUCAAAAAAGACCAACAAGUUCAAAUUAUGAAUGGGUAUUCAGAAUUGGCACUUCUUCGAGGAAUUUUACAAAUACCUUGUAAUGUUGAUAUUCAGGCAUUGAAGCAUUUUAUUGAUAAAAAUGAUGCUUCAAAGGCUGAAAAAAUGAGAAAGGAAUAUUUUGAACAAAAGUAUUUUUUGGAAAGCGUUAAAAAUUCAACAGUCUCACAUUUGGAAUUAACUUCACUCACUUGGGAUGCAGAUUUAAAUUUUACACGUUUAUUAGAUGCUUUACGAAAAUUAUCUAAAAUUCAAAAAGAACAAAUUUCACACUUCUCUGGCUUAGAAAUUCAUCUUGGAUCUGGACCAAAAAUUUUUGUUCUUGCUUCAGGUAAAAUUUCAGUGCCAAUUGAAAUGAUUGAAGAUUUUGAAAUUUAA